Messenger RNA from Phycomyces blakesleeanus NRRL 1555(-), 780 nucleotides. RefSeq lists its product as hypothetical. The coding region runs from base 1 to 780 and encodes 259 amino acids. The record is from RefSeq and is a predicted model, not a curated record. The transcript has 3 exons. NCBI's taxonomy places the organism in Eukaryota, Fungi, Mucoromycota, Mucoromycetes, Mucorales, Phycomycetaceae.
AUGUCUUCUACUAUCGAACAAAACUUUGAAGAGUGCUAUUGUACUGAGUGCAUUAAAAAUUAUAAUGGAUACACCUUAGUGUCAAAGAGAACUGCCCAGCGUCAUGGCAAGAAAGCAGCUUUAAAAGAUGCUAUCAGAAGUGAACUUGCUAUUGUAGUCCAAGAAUCUGGAUCCGUGGAAGUUCUUGCACGUCAGUCUGACUUACCCGUUUUGGAUAUCUCCCCUAUGUCAGUUGACAAUGAGGUCGAUGUCGAUUUCAAUGACAUGGACUUUGAGUAUGAGAGCAAUGAGAAUGGAGAAAAUACUGUUGAUAUUGAUGUUGAAGAAGUUGACACUGAAUGCGUGUUUUCAAACAGUAGUAUGCCUGAGAAUCCUGUACACAGAUUCAUCGCAACAUUCACUGUGCUAUUUGCAUCCCGCUACGUGGUCAACAAGGGUGCAGCUGUCUUGAUUGAGUUCAUCAACGAGCUCUUGAAGAUUUACGAGCGGGACUUCCAGCUUCCCACAAGUCUGCCUGGUAUUCAGCGUAUGACGGGAUUAUGUGAGCUCUCCAAGGGCAUAAGACGGUUUGUGGCCUGCGAGGAUUGUCAUGCAAUUUACGAAGAAAAUCAAUCUGUUCCUCCUUGCUGCGUCUUUGUAAAGAAAGGUGCUCGUGCAGAUUGUAACUGUGAAUUGAUAAAGAAAUCUUCGUCUGGUGCUUUGGUUCCCAAGCGUAGUUUCCAUUACCAGUCCAUCAAAAAUGCUUUCAAGAUUCUUUUUAAUCGUCCAGGCUUCGAAUAA